UUAACGGUCAAGAUCUUAUAAAUUCAUCUUCUCAGGCCAAAAUACACCCCUCUGUCUCUCUCUCUCUCUGCCUUUUGCUGUAGUUGGAAGCUUUUGUUUUGGUUUUUCUCUCUCUAGUUCCUCUCUAUAAACUGAGGUUUGGGAUAGGAUUGGAGGGAUUGAUCUGUGAAUUUAUAGUUUUCGGACUAGUUUGGUGAGGUGGGUUUCAGUUAAAUUUUGUGUUCUCGUUUUUUGAGAGGUAGGAGAGGUAAAAUGGAGAGAGAUUUUAUGGGUCUGAACUCAAAGGAACCAUUGGCUGUGGUCAAGGAAGAGGUUAAUUGUGAUGGGUACAAAGAGAUAGGAUUUAGUAAGAGUUCAGGGAUACACUGGCCCUUCUCCAACAAGGUCUCUGCCCUUCCUCAUUUGAAUUCUUUCAAGGUUUCCCAAGAAGAUAAGACCAAAAGGCUUGUAUCUGAUUCCUCAUUGUCUCCUGGAUUCUUGUCCAUCUCAACUGCAGAUGCAUUUGAUUCUAACCAAAAACAGUUUAUGGCUGAAAUCCAGAAAUCAUUCAAUCACAAUAGGCAAAGUGGGACUGAUUUUACAUUGACUGCUUAUCCUGUGCAACAUGAUGUGCAUUCUGUGCAUCAUCCUCGUGACAUGAAGAUGUUUCCAGUCUCCAACCAUGCAAGUUCAAUUUCCUUGAGCAACCCUUUCUUCAAGAAUUAUUAUGCCCCCUCUGGUCAGAAUGUUUCUGGUGCUACAGUGAAGCCUCAAUUACUUGGAGGAAUUCCUGUCACGACUCCACAAACAAUUCUUCCUACUGUUGGCUCUGUCACUGGGAUGAUGGAAUCAUGUGCGAUAGCCUCUGGGUCUCCUGCUCAACUGACUAUCUUUUAUGGUGGCACAGUGAAUGUGUAUGAUGAUAUAUCACCUGAGAAGGUACAGGCUAUCAUGUUCUUGGCUGGGCAGGAUUCUUCUAUCUCCUCUAACAUGGCACUGCCAAAAAUUCAAGUCCAUGCACCAAGCUCAAAACCAAUAGCAACUGAUGUCAAUCCUGUGAACCACAAUGUAACUACACCACCUUGCUCCCGGCUCUCGAGCCCUUUAUCUGUUUCUUCACAAACAGGUGCUCAGUCGGGGAGUGGGUCUACUAGUACUGAAGAAAUAAUGGCAACUAAAACCACUGGAGUUGCAACCACUCCUGUUAGUAAACUGGACACUCCAAAACUUACAAGUGCAAUGGGAUCUGUUGCUGCAACAACCAUGAUGCCAUCUGUGCCCCAGGCUCGUAAGGCAUCCUUGGCUCGGUUUUUGGAGAAGCGCAAGGAGAGGGUGAUGAGUGCAGCACCAUACAACAUGGGCAAGAAAUCUCCUGAAUCUGCUAUGCAGAAUCCAAUAGAAUGAAUUCCUCUGCAGAGGCGACCUGUUCUCUCUCACCAAGGAAGGAGAGUAACCACAAUAAAUGAAACCAACUUAGAAGGGAAUCGUUGUGAUUGAUGUAGUAAAUUGAAGAUGUAAGCACAUUGAUUUUGUUUUAAACUAGAACUGUAAUCCUUUGUUUGAUUUCAAAACUUUACGUAUAUAUUUAUAUAGAGAGAGAGAGAGAGAGAGAGCUGGUGUAGGGUGUUUUCCUUUUUUCUUUUGUUCCCCAUUCUGUUAAUCCAUUUGGAUCCUUAGCUUCCAAGAUGACAUUGAGUACAUUUUGUAGCUAUAUGUAACUUCUGUUACAUUGUGGAAAUAAAAACCAGAUUUAGAUCA
This is a messenger RNA of Hevea brasiliensis (rubber tree), 1737 nucleotides long. Its product is annotated as protein TIFY 6B. The record is from RefSeq and is a predicted model, not a curated record. Gene Ontology annotation, cellular component: nucleus. The coding region runs from base 253 to 1383 and encodes 376 amino acids. Gene Ontology annotation, biological process: regulation of jasmonic acid mediated signaling pathway; response to wounding; regulation of defense response. Lineage: Eukaryota; Viridiplantae; Streptophyta; Magnoliopsida; Malpighiales; Euphorbiaceae. The transcript is spliced from 7 exons.